AUGCACUAUCUGGACGACGAGUUCCCUCUUCAGUUUCCAUUUCACGAGACUGUGCAUCUCGGAAAGCGAGAAUGGCUAUUAACCAUACUAAGCUCGACCAAGGCCGUGUAUUAUGCCACGUUGAGUCUUAGCUUGCUUCACAAAGAAGCCUGUUCGGAUACAAGUGGAAGGGAACGGGGAUUAAUAUGGCGGGAUGAGAAAACGCGAUACUUUAUACUGGCGCUGCGAGAAUCACAACAACUGCAGCAGCAAUUACAAUCCGGAAGAAGUAAAGAUGGCCUAGAGGCCCUUGUCAAAGCACUGGCCAACACCGUUCAGCUGAUCAGCUUUGAGCACCACACGGGCCUCAUUCAAACAGAGCAGGUGAUUGGCUGCAAGAACUGGGUGGUGUCUGCGAUCCUGGCAGUGGGGAUUCUGGACCAGUGGAAGCGAAAGGAGCAGAUAAAUGACAGGCUGAGCAUGAAAGCGCUCACACGACGGGCCAUAGCAGUUGAGAUGCUUCUAGAGGACGGAAUUAAGGGGUCCGGCGGUGGUGGGGUUGUGGACAUUGUUACCAGCAUCUACGCGACCUCAACGCUGACAUACCUGCAUUCUGUAGUAUCAGGCCUUAAUCCAUAUCUGCUAGAAAUCCAGGACAGCGUGUCUCGGAACAUGGCCUUGUUCAAGCAAUGGGGAUUGUCUCCAGUCUACUUUGGCCAUAGUGCAUUACCGGAUGCAUGGCGUCCCCAGACCGAGGAGGAUGGUUUACAGACCUAA
Aspergillus alliaceus is the source of this 756-nucleotide messenger RNA. RefSeq lists its product as uncharacterized. Lineage: Eukaryota; Fungi; Ascomycota; Eurotiomycetes; Eurotiales; Aspergillaceae. The coding region runs from base 1 to 756 and encodes 251 amino acids. The record is from RefSeq and is a predicted model, not a curated record. The transcript is spliced from 2 exons.